GUGUUUUUUUUUCUUCUAACUUUAUUUUGCGCGUCUUUUACGUUUUUGAGACUUCUUCAUUUGGUCGGUUCUGUCGGCUUUGUUCGACCUUAAUCUGAAAAUAUUCCUGUGUACAUAUACACAUGAUUAUCUUCCUAAACUAAGCUUUGUAAUACAUAUUUAAUUUCUGUUAAAAAAGUUUGUUAGAGCUUUGAUUGCUCUCCUCUUCUUCUUCUUUUCCGUUGUGUUUCUCCGGUGAAUCUGAAUCUUAAUAUGGUAUCAAAGCAGUGCAAUUAAGUCUUCCGCUUCAUUCAUUAUCAUCGGAAUCUUUGGGAGAAGUUGUUUGAAAGAGAUGAGUUGCUCGAUUUCUUUUCUUCGGAUUGUGAGAAUCCUCAUUGUUGUGAUUUUUGAGCUUAUCGUCGGAGUUAUUCUUUGUUUCUCCCUUCUUUUGUUUGUUUUAUUUCUUUGAUUGACCUUCAUCAUGUCGAUUCUUUUAUUUUCUUUUACAAAUUCGUCACGAUUUCUCUUUUCAAAUCCCUAGAGUAUGGGAUCUUGUGUUCCUCCUUUUUCUAGGAAUACGACGAAUGCUUCGCUUCAGUCUAAUUCAACUUCGCGUGAAACCGUUGAGCCUCCGCGAUUUCAGAUGGAUCAGUAUGAGAAUCCUUUUUAUCUCAAAAGUAAUGAUCAUGCUGGGCUUAUUUUGGUCUCAGAUCGCCUUACAACGACUUCAGAAUUUCCUUCUUGGAAGAGAUCUAUGUGGAUGGCGUUGAAUGUUCGCAAUAAGCUGGGUUUCAUCAACGGUACGAUUACUAAGCCUCCAGAGACUCAUCGUGAUUAUGGAACUUAGUCUAGAUGUAAUGAUAUUGUGAGUACUUGGUUGAUGAAUUAUGUGCAUAAAAAGAUAGGACAAAGUUUGCUUUAUAUUCCUACUGUAGAGGGCAUGUAGAAAAGUAUUUUCAAUCGUUUUAAGCAAGAUGAUGCUCCUAGGAUCUUUGAGCGACGUCUUAAUAAACUUGAGCAAGGAUCUUUAGAUGUUACCACUUACUAUACUGCUUUGGUUUCUCUCUGGGAAGAACAUAAGAACUAUAUUGAUCUUCCAGUUUGCACUUGUGGACGUUGUGAGUGUGAUGCGGCUGUCAAAUGGGAGCGUUUGCAACAGCGUAGUCGUGUGACUAAAUUUCUUAUGGGAUUGAAUGAGAGUUAUGAGCAAGCUCGACGUCAUAUAUUGAUGUUAAAACCUAUUCCUACGAUCGAAGAAGCUUUCAAUAUGGUUACUCAAGACGAGAGACAGAUAACUAUAAAGCCAUUAACGAGGAUUGAUAAUGUGGCUUUCCAAUCUUCUGCUCUUGUUUCGUAUGAUGGUGAUCAGACUUAUGUUGCUGCAUAUAAUACUAGGAGGCCGACUCAGAAACCAGUUUGUACUCAUUGUGGUCGCUUAGGACACACUAUUCAAAAAUGCUAUAAGCUCCAUGGGUUUCCUCCGGGUUAUAAGACGAAUACUGGUUAUAAAGGUAAUUCGCAGAGUCAGUCUACUUUCCAACCAAGGAUGCAGACACCUCAGUUUCAGCCUCGUAUGUCUCAGAAUCAGCCUAGGAUGCAAAUGCAGAUGGCUCCUUAUGAUCCUAUUCAGAAGGCGAAUGUUAUUGCUAAUGUGUAUACUGAACAACCUUCGAAUUCUUUGGUCUCUCAGUCUGCUUCUACUGGAUUUGAUGGUAAUUCUUUCAGUACUCCUGUUUUCACACCACAACAACUAAAGCAACUUUUUCCUCAUACAAUACUCAAGUACAAGCUCAAGAGCCUGUUGCUGCUACUAAUGUUGCAACUAUUACUGAUCAUGGUCUUAUGGCACAAACUUCUACUUCUGGAACUUUCACGGGGCUUGAUGAUUGGGAGGGGUAGACUUCAUAAUAACCUCUAUAUUCUUGAAACAGAAUCAAAAACCCUCUCACCAUCUUUUCUUGCGGUUUGUUCCUUCACUACAAGAAAAUAGUCUUAUUGCAACAAUAUUUUUGCAAUGAUUGUAUUCGUUAAAAUUUUACAACAAAAUUUGCUAUAUUUUUGCA
Camelina sativa (false flax) is the source of this 2042-nucleotide messenger RNA. The record is from RefSeq and is a predicted model, not a curated record. NCBI's taxonomy places the organism in Eukaryota, Viridiplantae, Streptophyta, Magnoliopsida, Brassicales, Brassicaceae.